AUGCCACAAAUAACCAUCUCAUUCGAAGGCUCGGAUUUUCGCGCUCGUCGAUGGAAAAUUCCUCAACAUACUGGCUACUUUGAGCCGAUCCCGCCUAAUGAGGCCGAACUUUAUGUUCAGGCUGAUGCAAUCUAUAAAAACCGUCUUGGGGACAAUCGACGGCGGCGUGCAACGCUAGCUGAACUACGUGUUUGGGGAGCCACUCACGACGAAUUCGAGCCCGUGUAUGCGCAAGCGCAAAGUCGUAAUGGCAGCACGCGCUUUUGCUUGCGACUAAUACCUAACUCGGAGCAUGCCACCCAGGAAUUAUCAUCAGAAAUCUUACAGCGCUACAAGCGACUCCUUCGCGAUGCCAAGUUUCACUCGACACAUUUACGAACUGCCGGAGGCUACCUAGUUCCGCGACAUUAUGGGAUAUGGCUCAUGGAUACGGGCAACUGGGCGGGAAAGGUCAUCGUCAGCAUUACUCAAUGGUGUGGUAUAGCCUUCUCAGAGCUUGUGUUUCACCAGAAAGAUACCGAAGCAGUGAAGAUUGCAAUAGGUCGCACGUACGAACAACUCCACGACUACGGGGUUGUUCAUCUUGGUGACCGAGAAACUCGCCCAUUCGACAAGAUUAUGUUCGAUGUUUCCCAACAGCGAACCACGGGCAGUCCCAAAUGCUAUCUGGUCGAUUUUUCCGAGGCAACGGCAAGCCAUAUUUGCGAGCGCAGAGUGCCUAUGCUGCCUAUAGGCUCUUUUAUCACCUCAAGGACAAUUGGCUGUCGGGAAAUCGGGGGUUUGAUGUGCUCUCUCGACUUCAGCAUCGACACGCCUGGUUAUCGUGGAAACCCCGUGCAAACUGCUUUGGAGUGGCACACUUCUUAUCGCCAGAAGCACCCGGAUGCCAGCAAUAUCUUUGCACUAUACGCCCAACGUGCUAAAUUUUACGCGCGGUGGCCCAAGCUCUACAAUUUGGGCUACGAUAUAGUUGACCCAAGCAGUGAUUACCCACAGGUUAUCCGUCGUCAGAAAGGCGCAGGAACUACUUUGGCCGAUAUCAGAACUCCCAGGAUCACCAAUUACAGCUCAAAUUCCAGUAGCAGCAGCAGCGAUGAUCCAUGA
Messenger RNA from Mycena indigotica, 1104 nucleotides. RefSeq lists its product as uncharacterized. The record is from RefSeq and is a predicted model, not a curated record. NCBI's taxonomy places the organism in Eukaryota, Fungi, Basidiomycota, Agaricomycetes, Agaricales, Mycenaceae. The transcript has 4 exons. Bases 1 to 1104 code for a protein of 367 amino acids.